Messenger RNA from Neomonachus schauinslandi (Hawaiian monk seal), 1313 nucleotides. It is a transcript of the gene LRR1, whose product is annotated as leucine rich repeat protein 1. NCBI's taxonomy places the organism in Eukaryota, Metazoa, Chordata, Mammalia, Carnivora, Phocidae. The coding region runs from base 39 to 1313 and encodes 424 amino acids. Gene Ontology annotation, molecular function: protein binding. The transcript has 4 exons. The record is from RefSeq and is a predicted model, not a curated record.
AGCAGAGUUGUGGACUUGGCUAUCGCUGCUCGGGCGAAAUGAAGCUGCACUGUGAGGUCGAGGUAGUCAGUCGACAUUUGCCGGCUCUGGGAAUGAGGAACCGGGGUAAGGGUGUCCGGGCGGUGUUGAGCCUCUGUCAGCAGACGCCCAGGAGUCAGCCUCGGGCUGGGGCUCGGGGCGAUCGAGGCGGCCCGCACCCCCCCUGCCUGCUCAUCUCCACCCUGAAGGACAAGCGCGGGACCCGCUAUGAGCUAAAGGAGAACAUUGAGCAAUUCUUCACCAAAUUUAUGGAUGAGGGGAAAGCUACUGUUCGGUUAAAGGAGCCUCCUGUGGAUAUCUGUCUAAGUAAGGCCAAUUCCAGCAGUUUAAAGAGUUUCCUUUCAGCUGUGAGACUGGCUCAUAGAGGUUGUGAUAUUGAAGUACCACUUUCAACCUUCACACCAGUGAAGACUUCAGAAUUUGAAAAAUUGAAAACUAAAAUGGUUAUCACAUCCAAAAAGGACUAUCCUCUAAGCAAGAACUUCCCAUAUUCUCUGGAACAUCUUCAGACUUCUUAUUGUGGGCUUGUCCGAAUUGAUAUGCGUAUGCUUUGCUUAAGAAACCUAAGGAAAUUAGACUUGAGUCACAACCAUAUAAAAAAGCUUCCUGCUACAGUUGGAGACCUCAUCCAUCUUCAAGAACUUAACCUGAAUGACAAUCACUUGGAGUCAUUUAGUGUAGCCUUGUGUCAGUCUACACUCCAGACGUCACUUCGGAGUUUGGAUCUCAGCAAGAACAAAAUCAAGGCACUCCCUGUGCAGUUUUGCCAUCUCCGAGAACUUACAGAUUUGAAACUUGAUGAUAAUGAAUUGAUUCGAUUUCCUUUCAAGAUGGGACAGUUGACAAAACUGCGUUUUUUGUCAGCAGCUCGAAAUAAGCUUCCCUUUUUGCCUAGUGAAUUUAAAAAUUUAUCCCUUGAGUACUUGGAUCUUUUUGGAAAUACUUUUGAACAACCAAAAGUCCUUCCACUUAUAAUGCUUCAAACGCCAUUAACUUUAUUGGAAUCCUCUGCACAAGCCGUAUUAUGUAAUAGGAUUCCAUAUGGCUCUCAUAUCAUUCCUUUUCAUCUUUGCCAAGAUUUGGAUACUGCAAAAACCUGUGUUUGCGGAAGAAUCUGUCUAAACUCUUUUAUUCAGGGAACUACUACCAUGAAUCUACACUCUGUGGCUCACACUGUGGUCUUAGUAGAUAAUAUGGGUGGUACUGAAGCACCUGUUAUCUCUUACUUCUGUUCUCUAGCCUGUUAUGUAAAUUCCUGUGAUAUGUUAAAGUAA